AUGGCGAAAAUAUUCCAAGGAUCGGAUUUGUUUCACGAUGACCAAUUGAGGAGAAAGUUAAAGGCCCACAUUAAGGCGGAUUGCCUGGUGGGAAUGCCAACAGAAACGGUUUACGGAUUAGGAGGGAACUCCCUUAGUGAGAAAUCUCUAAGGAACAUAUUUCAGAUGAAGAAUAGACCCGUAAGUGAUCCUAUCAUUUCUCAUGUGUAUGACAUAAAGCAAGCGUUUGACCAACUGUACCAUGUGAAUGUGUUUGAAAAGUUUACUAUAUAUACGUUAGGUAAAUAUUUUUGGCCUGGCCCUUUGUCAAUAAUUGCGAAGGCGAAAAAGGAGGUGCCUUUAAUCCUCACGGCGCAUACGGGGUUUUGUGCUGUAAGAAUGCCAAGGAAUAACAUCGCCAUGGAGAUCAUAAAAGUGAGCCAAGUGCCAAUCGCAGCUCCGUCCGCCAAUAAGUUCCAACACAUCAGUCCUACCACGUCUACUCAUGUGUUCGAAGAAUUUGAAAAAGAGGAUAUUCUCAUCUUCGACGAUGGGCAGUGUGACAUAGGUAUUGAGUCCACCGUUUUGAAGCUGGUCAAGUAUAGGAGGGUGGGGGUAAUAAAACCGAACCGAUUGACGGGAGGGGAUCAAACUUGUGAGGAGACCCAACUAGAGGAAGUCACCACCGAUGAAGAAUACGAAAAGGAAUACACAGACGAAAUGGAGUUUUUGCGCAAAGUCACGGGGACACCGUCAUCCGUGACCGACGUGGAAGUUUACGACAAGUUGAAAGGUCUGUUUGAGACCAUUGCGGGGGGGGAAGAUGUGGAGGAUAAUGUGUCAAAAAUGGGAGAUGAAUUGCCUAGGACGAGUGAACCCUCCCUUUUGGGAAAAAUCCUCAAAUACAAGAACCUGUACGACUAUCGUAUCCGAAUUUAUCGGAGGGGAAAGUACACCAAGGAGGAGAUUGAGGAGGCCCUCAGAUCCUCUCCUUUGCUCAGAGAUAUACAGGUUGAUUUGUACGAAAAAAUUAAGUUUGAAAAUGUGGCCAUUUUGCGUGGGGGGGAAGGUGCACACUUGGGUGGCAAAAUGAAUACCCAAUCGGAAGGUGCACUAAACGGGUCAGUAAAGGGCGUGCUGAACAGUUGCCUUUCCAGCUGCUUAAGUGGCAACACUGCAGAGGAGGUGAUGCCGAAUGAGGUGAGCCCAGGUCUAUUGCUCACACAUUAUAGUCCUGUCGUUUCGACGUACCUACUGGAUAAUGCACCGGAUGGAGGAGACCAAAGUGGGUCAACGGGUAAGAAGCCAAUUGGAAGCAUCUCCUUGGCGAAGUGCGUCCUUCUAGACAUAGGCAACUCUUUUGAACACCACCAGGGGGACUUCCUAAAAUAUAUUAACAUCUCAUACGAAGGAGUGGCCACCAAAGAAGAACAGACAAAAUUGGUGAUGAGGAACUUUUUCCUUUUUUUGAGACAAGCAGAACAGCUAGCUAUAGAAAAUCAGGCUGACGGAAUCCUCAUUUCGAUUUUAAAUUUAAAGUGCGUCGAUGAGGGAAGUCUCUCCAUCUUUGACAGAAUUUUCAGGGCAGCUUCGGGCAGAGUACUGCAGGUGGCUGUGCCCGAGGUGGGGUCCUUGCGCUUGCUUUAG
Molecule: messenger RNA, 1626 nt
Organism: Plasmodium coatneyi
Lineage: Eukaryota; Apicomplexa; Aconoidasida; Haemosporida; Plasmodiidae
Product: DsRNA binding protein
Exons: 1
Coding region: 1-1626 (541 amino acids)
Biological process (GO): regulation of translational fidelity
Cellular component (GO): cytoplasm
Molecular function (GO): double-stranded RNA binding; nucleotidyltransferase activity; tRNA binding
Source: RefSeq, a predicted model, not a curated record